Torulaspora delbrueckii is the source of this 2850-nucleotide messenger RNA. RefSeq names its product Sxm1p (gene SXM1). Gene Ontology annotation, biological process: protein import into nucleus. Gene Ontology annotation, cellular component: cytosol; nuclear envelope. Bases 1 to 2850 code for a protein of 949 amino acids. NCBI's taxonomy places the organism in Eukaryota, Fungi, Ascomycota, Saccharomycetes, Saccharomycetales, Saccharomycetaceae. The record is from RefSeq and is a predicted model, not a curated record. The transcript has a single exon. Gene Ontology annotation, molecular function: small GTPase binding.
AUGCUGGACGAGCAGGCAAUUUUGAACUGCGUUGAGCAGACCAUGAUUGCCGAUGCCAAAGUCAUUAAAGAAGCUGAAUUACAACUUUUUGAAUACCAAAAGAGACCUGGCUUUACCACUUUUCUGCUAAAAGUUCUUUCAGAUGAAGAGAUUCCUACUCACAUCCGUUUAUCUUCCGCAAUCUACUUUAAAAACAAAAUCCAGAGGUCUUGGAAUGCCACUAAUCGUGAAGAUGGAAUCAAGCCAGAUGAGCAACAAGUAAUUAAGGAAAACUUGAUUCAAGCUCUGGUCAAGAAUUCUGAGAAUAAUCAUAUAAGACCGCAUUUGACGGAAUCCGUUAGAGGGAUACUGGGUAACAAUGAUGAAUGGGAUUUGACUGGAGUCAUUAAUGACCUACUAAAUAGUGGGAAACAAGAAUAUGUCUACAGUGGUCUAUUACUCCUUUUCGAGGUCUGUAUUGCUCACAGAUGGAGUAUGGCGGACCACCGUCAAGAGAUCGAUAGGGUGAUUGCGAUAGUUUUCCCUACAAUAGAAGUUAUUGCAUCACAAUUGGCAGAUCGCGAGGAUUACAGAUCGAAUGAGCUGAUGUAUCUCAUAAUAAAGUGUUUCAAGUAUGCCUGCUUGAACAAUUUUCCCCAAUAUUUCCUCAACACUGAAAAGUUGAAUGCAUGGAUUCAACUACAUCUAUACCUUUGUGCCAGACCGCUUCCUAAGGAGGUUUUCUCUCUUGAUCCUUCUGACAGAUGUUUAGAUAAGAGGGUUAAAGUUAAUAAAUGGGGGUUUGGUAACUUGAACAGGUUUAUUCACAAAUUUUCCAGAGUAACAAAGUCUGUUUCACAGGAGUUCGUUUCAAAUGUCUUCAACAACAUCAUUCCUGCCAUUUUGCAGGAAUACUUCAUAGUGAUACAAGCUUGGAGAGACAAAACUCUGUGGCUAGGAGAAUCUGCAUUGCAUUAUAUGAUUCAAUUUUUGGAAAAAUGUCUUGUCACAGAGGAAGCUUAUCCAUUGAUUCAACCUCAUCUGGAGACUAUCAUCGAACGAGUUAUCUUCCCAUGUUUGUGCGCUAAUGAGGAAAGUGUUCAAUUGCUCGAAGAAGACCCUGAAGAAUACACAAGGAGAUACUUCGAUAUGAAUAAGGAAAGCUCGACAGCCGAUGUUGCAUCCUGUGAUUUUGUCUUUGUUGUAGGGCACAAGCGUGCUUCCCAACUGGAUAAGAUCCUACCGUUCGUCAACAGCGUGUUUAUUAGUUACACGGAAAACCCCGAUGAUCUGGAAACAGCAUUCAAACAAGAAGGUGCCAUGAGAAUGAUCUCCACCUUGUUCACAUUAUUGGAUUCCCCAAGUGAUCUUGAAACGAUUUUCUCUCGUUACAUUGUACCAAUUUUAUCACAAAAUAGGUACAUGUUUUUAGUCGCGAGGGCCUUAGAGACUAUUUCAGUGUACCCUAACGAAUUCAAGGAUUUGGAAACACUAUCAAGGCUAUUUCAAUUGACAUACGAUCAUUUCAUGACCAGUGAUUUGAUACCGAUCCAAGUUGAAGCGGCAGAUGCAUUGAAAUCUUUGGUCGUUAGCAAUCCAGGUAUCCACUCCCACAUUUCAGCUCAAGUUCCCGGAAUCAUGGAAAAGUUACUAAGGCUUUCUAAGGAAUUUCAAAUCGACACUUUAUCCGAAGUUAUGGAAGUAUUUGUGGAGAGGUUUGCUGAUGAAUUGAUGGUAUUUGCCGGAGAUUUAGCCGCUAACUUGGUGGACCAAUUUUUGCAAUUGGGAUGUUCGCUACUGGACAAUUCAGGUAACUCUUAUUCUACUGGUGAUCAAGACUCGGAGAUUCAGGCGAGUUCGCUAUUGCAAACAAUGACCACGAUGGUAAUGUCCAUGAGUAAGGUCUCUCUAAUUGACAAGUUUCUGCCGGUAGUGAAGUUUGUCAUAGUGAACGCACAAAUCUCAUUCUUGACAGAGAUAGUGGAUUUGAUGGACUCUUUGGCGCUUUCAUCGCAAGCACUCUUCAACCAGUUCACACCAGAGAUUUGGGAAAUGGUUCACGACGUAUUUGAUUCAUUUCAGACCUACGCAAUGAGCUAUUUUGAAGGUUACUUGAUCUUUUUCGAGACUCUGGUAACUCAUGGUUUCCCACAGGACCAAACUUUCUUACAACCAUUCUUGGAGAUCUUGAGUUUGAAAUUAGACAGUGAUAUUGACUACGAUGUGGAGAGCGUCCUGGACAUUCUUGUCUUUUACGCCUUAUCGAUGAGGGACAUACCGCUAUUUGACAAAGCUUUGAAAGCCGCCUCAAAUGAUGAAUUAGAGUUAGAUGACGGCGAUAUCAUAAAGCUUUUCCUCGCCAACGUAUUUGUAAAGCCCGUUGAGACUUUGCAAGUGAGUGAGAAGGAAGGUGCUACACUCAUCCUACUAACCAAAUGGUUUUCAUGCAAAUUUUCCAGUGUGUUUUCUAUCAAAUUACAAAUCAUGGCCAUUCUGUCACUAUUCAAAUUGCCAGAACUACCUGGAGCUCUAAAGGGAUUCACAAGUCAAUUUGCAGACAAGUUAGUCUCGCUAACAGAGAAACUUCCUGAAGCCAUCCGUAAGAGAGAUGCCAUGUCCAAGGGUGAAGAAGGUAUCGAAGAAGUUUUCGGAAACGACGUGGACCCAGCAGAAGAUGGUUAUUUCGAAGAGUACGAAGAAGAUUUGAAAGAAACCAUGUUGGACCAAAUCAACGUAUUUCAAGAAGUCCAUUCUUUCUUGUCACAAGCCCAACAACAGGACAACAAGAAGUACAACACCAUUAUCAACUCACUAAGCGACGAGAAAAAACAUUCCUUGCAGGUCAUCCUAGAUUUUGUUUCCCAAAACUGA